AUGGAGAAACGUGACUUAGAGGAACAGUUGGCAGAAGCAGACAUGUUGCUAGAACACACUGGAAUGAGGCGAAGAGGAGCAGUCCCAGCGCACCACUCUGAGGGGAGGAGCCAACUCCUCCCACUACCACCGCCCCAUCAUGGGGGAGGGGGGCGUGGAGGGCAGCACAGCACCCGCCUCUAUCCGACACUGCACGGCUUGGACCCAGCAGCGCCACCUGCCAUGGUGGAGGCUUCUGGAAGUGCAGUGGACAUCUCUGACACUAUUGAGCUGGGAGGCAGUUUCAUCGCACACUAUCCGGCUAUUGAAGGUCUGUUUGAGCCAAUGAACAGCACCCCACCUGGCGGGUACCAACAGCCGACAGGGAGAGGCCCCUGCUUCCAACAAUCUACAGCUGAUGCUCAAGCAAGCAUGGGCCUAGCAACAGGCCCUGGCCUCUACGCUUCAUAUGUGACCCACUACCAACAACCUGCUCAACCCCAGCAGGGCCAAUUUCAGCCACUGGCCACUGCUACAGCACCCACUCCAACACCAUCCAUGCUGUUACCAGCGCCACCUGCAACCAUUCCCCAAUACCUGUCGCCCGAACAAGCCAACCAAGCACCAGCGAAUGAUGACCCCAAGACCAAGAGGCGCAGACCACCAGCAGAGGGAUGGGAUGUCUGGGAUGAAUCAGCUGAUGAGGCCCUCAUAUGCCCAGUACGCACAGUAGCCAACGCUGAUGGUGUGUCUGUGUUCUACCAACCAGCAAAGGGCGACGAAAUCCAGAAGUGGUCCGCCGCCAUACAACACCCUCGGGAUGCCGGACGGCAUACCUGGACGAAGAUAAAAGAACUCAAGGAGAUGAGAGACCUGCACCCUUUUGACGCAUUGAAGAUCCUCCAUCGUGUGCUGAAUGUCAGGGAAAGAGAACACCUUCGAACCCUUGUCGUAACAGCUUUGGGAGAAAACCAGUUGCAGUUGGAUGACGCAUGGGAAGAAAUCCGUCGGUGGCUACGACAACAAGCAAAGACCACAGUUGACUGGUCCAAGAUCUCCGCUUGCCUGCAGAAGGAGGGAGAGUCUGUGGACGCCUACGGGAACCGCUUCAUGGAACUCUAUCUGCAAUACGGGGGAAUGAACCACGACUCCGACACCAUCGCAGCAGCCUGUGAGGCGCCUUUGAAGAGUCAAUAUCUUCGGGGGCUCCUGCCUGACAUCCAAAAAAGAGUAAAACUCAUUUUCGCCAACUGGGAGGAUGACAAUAUUGAUUUCCAUCAAGUCAUGAAUUGUGCCAUCUGA
Molecule: messenger RNA, 1281 nt
Organism: Alosa sapidissima (American shad)
Lineage: Eukaryota; Metazoa; Chordata; Actinopteri; Clupeiformes; Clupeidae
Exons: 2
Coding region: 1-1281 (426 amino acids)
Source: RefSeq, a predicted model, not a curated record